AUGCCGCCCCUUCCCUGUCUAGCUCAUCCAACUAGUCUAGUGGAUGAGCACGUGGGGCUUCAGGUAGCUGUUGCCUCUUGCAGCAGGAACAAACUUUCAGAUUCAGGACAGGGCAGGUACGGUGCAGUUGGUUCAGGGCAACCUACUACAUACCUAACUCUGGUCGGCAGGCUCUGUCUGCUCCUGUCAUUUUCUACCACGUCCAUCUUGACUGUGGUUGAUCUGAGAUCUCGUUUGAGGCUGAUGGUCAAAUCUGGUCUGCAUAUGACCACCCACCUACUGCAAGUUCCUCACUCAGCACUUACUUGUCUCUGCCAUUGCUGUUGCCGCUGGUCAUCUUUGGCUCAAUACUGCACUCAGUUGGGCGAUAGUGCAUGGACCAGUCCUGCAGGGUUGCACGUUUUGAGCAAAGCUCCCCCAAGAAGAGACCCAGACAGAUUCAGCAACCAAGCCCUGAAUAGGUAUGCAAGAGAUACAACAGACGCUGUCGAUGAAGAAUCGAGAUCUGUUGCUAUCUAUUUCGACAAGUUACUAUCUGAAUGGUUCCUGACCGUCUCAUUUGGGCCACUCCGGACGAUCCCCGCCGUGGAUUUCUGGAGAAUGGAGAAUGGAGAAUGGAGAAGGGUACAUCAUUUCAACAUUCCCACUCGCUAUAUGGAGUAUAGAGAGAGUGUCGAAUCAGCGACUUGGCAAUUGCUUACAUUGCUUGUGCGGGCCUAUAGCGAACGUGAUGUACAUACUUCAAAGCUUCAGAAUCCCCCCCUGGAAAAAGCUCAAAAGUCUCGGUUCUCAACGGUCCUGCACGGAAUUCAAGUCACCUAUCUUUAG
This is a messenger RNA of Fusarium graminearum PH-1, 828 nucleotides long. RefSeq lists its product as uncharacterized. NCBI's taxonomy places the organism in Eukaryota, Fungi, Ascomycota, Sordariomycetes, Hypocreales, Nectriaceae. Bases 1 to 828 code for a protein of 275 amino acids. The record is from RefSeq and is a predicted model, not a curated record. The transcript has 6 exons.